ACUCAUCCCUUCCGUCCAUCGACAAUCGAUGGUUAUGUAUGCAUACGGGCGAUGAUGAUGAAGAUGAUGAUGAUUUCCUUGCAUAAUUAAUUUAAUAGCGACUUGGUAUCGAGUGGUAACAAUAUAUUGAUUAAAAAAAAAAAAAAAUACGCGUUUUAUAUAAACACGUUUACGAUCAAUAGAGAGCCCAGGAGAGACCAAGAGACAGAAAACCGACACAAAGUGUUACGUAGAUCAUCGCGAGUCAUCUGUGAAGGAAGAAUUUGUAUAUAUAUAUAUAAAUAUUACAUAUGUAAAUAAGUGAUCACACAUCGCAUCCGUAAUCGAAGCUCGAGUACGAUGUACACGUGGAAAGUGACCGGUCAUGCCUUGAAACGAUUCAGCGCGAAUUGCAGCGGUCACAACGGCAGAUUCCUCCAGGGCAUCGUUUUGCAGCAUCGCAGCCCGAAGACGCCAAAUCGGAGCAAGUUCGGCAGUUACCGCAAGAGAAUAAGUCUGUGGUUCCGCGAACAGGGCACCCAGGUCACCCAGGUCUGCAAGAGACAGUUCGAGUUUGUCGCGGCUCAGCGUAUCAGACGGUACAUCCAGAUCUUUCAUCUGUACACGAGGAUAUGGGACGAGGUAGCGUUGAGGGAGUUCAUGCGCUCCUGGAGGUUGAGACUCGCCAGGAACGCCAGGAACUUCCUAGUGAGCGCGGUCGGCGUCACCGCGUACAAUUGGGAUCGAGAUAGGAUCAGCGAUGAGGAAAUUAAUAGGUAUAAUCGUGAGAUUGAAGGAAUUUAUAAGUUGCGUGACAACACAGUAGUCUGCUCCAAGUGUCACUUGCGAAUUGUCAUCGAUGCUGUACAGCCUAAUGUAAAAUAUUGUAAAUGUAAUCAAGUUCAGUCCUCUGUCUCUAGUAAUCAAGAUUCAGAAGAUUGGCAGCCUUUUAUCGAACGUCAAGAUAUGUUAAUAUGGAGAAAAAAAGAGCCUGAUUCUGGAGGAUUAUUUGCGUACAAAGUAUAUGGUUCAUUUUCCGAUGUUACUGCCGAUGAUUUUUUGCAAGUACAAAUUGAUGUAGAUUAUAGGAAGCAGUGGGAUCCCACUGCUCAAGAAUUACAAAUUAUUGAGACUGAUCCAAAGUCAGAAUCAUCCACUAAUCAUAGUACUGACAUUAUUCAUUGGGAAAUGAUCUGGCCUAAAUUAUUUUCUAACAGAGAUUACGUAUAUCAACGUCGAUGGAUCGUGGAUAGAGAAAAGGGACUUGUGAUUAUUGUGAGUCGAGUUACAGAACAUCCUGAUGUGCCAGAAAGACGGGGAAUUUACAGGGUCAAGACAUAUUGGUCGUUCAUGGUAAUAAAGCCUUAUACAGAAUUCCAUGAGCCAGGCAUCGAAUUUGGUCUUACUUACUUUGAUGAUCCUGGUGUUGCUGUGCCAUCCCCUGUUACUGCAUGGGUAGCAUUGAGAGGUUUACCAGACUUUCUAGUUCGCAUGAGACAGGCCUCAAAGGAUUACCAAAAAUAUAAACUGAUGAAACAAACAGCUGCAUCUAAUAACGGUCCUCUUACGUUACCUGAAGAAGACGUUUCCAAAGAACAAAUUAAAGUUGAUGCAGAAGAUAAUUUAGACAACGAUAAAAAAUCAAUGAGAGAUUAUCAAGAUUCAAGAGAUGAUUCUGAUAACAGUACUGAUAAAUUGGAUGUUACACAUGAUGUACAGCGAGAAAAUGAUUUACCGGAAACUGAAAAUAAGGACCCAAAUUCUACACCAAAAGAAGAGCAAGGUCUAUUACAUUACUUCUAUCUUACAAAAUUAUUUGCAUUUUUGGAUAUAUGACAAUUGGAUUUGAUGUAACUUUUGACUAGUAGAUAUUUUAAUGUGAUUCCAUAUGAAGAAAAUAAUCUACUAUUGAUAAGAAAUAGAGCAGGUUUAUGGAACGAGCAAUAUUUCAUUAAUGUAUAUUGGACAAAUACUACGUGCUUUUGUGUAUAGCAAUAUGAAAUUGUGAAUAUAUGACAACUCAUCCAUUCUUCAUUUAAUCAGUAAUUUUCACUUUUUAUAAAAAGAAAAAACAUAAGCAAGUAAUGAGACUGAUUAAGUGUGUCUUUAUGAUUUUAUUUUAUUUGUUUGUUGAAACUCUUUGUAUCAUGUGUAAACAUUAAUGAAUAAGAACACACAGAAGAUAAUCUUUUAUGGAAAAAUAAUGAAUUGAACUAAUUUGAUAAUUUAUAUGAUAUAUAAAUAGAUAUCUAAUAUAAAAAAGCAAAUCAAACUUAUUGUUUCUCUUUAAACAUUAUAAAACAAGUAAGAUAUAUUUGUAUAUUGUUUAGUGU
This is a messenger RNA of Nylanderia fulva, 2312 nucleotides long. RefSeq names its product stAR-related lipid transfer protein 7, mitochondrial. Gene Ontology annotation, molecular function: lipid binding. Lineage: Eukaryota; Metazoa; Arthropoda; Insecta; Hymenoptera; Formicidae. The record is from RefSeq and is a predicted model, not a curated record.